AGGCAUAAUCGAAGGUUGACAUAUCUGACCAAGAUAUUCAGUAAGAAUUUUAUAUCGUUAUUAAAAUUAUUUCACAUUAUGUCAUUUAUAAAUGGAUUAAAGAAAAUUUGAGCUUAUUUCCGAUUUUUAUAAAUUUACUAUUAUAAACAAAUUAAUUUUCUUUACUUUAUAUAGGCAACUUUUUUAACACGUAAUAACGCACGGUUGUCCAAAUUUAAAAGUCAAACUACUGUCAUCAAUUGUAUGUCAAAAGGUUAAUUUUGUUAUUAAAUAAAUAAUGGAAUUCAAAAAACGCACAAUUUAUUUGACAAUAAGAUAUUUAGACGAUUCCACUGAUAAUCCUAAUACAGUGAAGAAGAUUAUCGAAGUGUCUCCACAUACAGAUCCGAAUAAUUUAAAAACAGAAUUAUACAAAAUUUGUAAUAUUUCUAAUGAAAAAGUGAUGAAAAUACGUAAUGGUGAAGGCGAUUUAGUACCAAUAUCGUUUUUAGCUGAUCCUGAUGUACCAGACAAAUACUUUCAACUUGACAUUACGAAUGUGUCAUAUAUUGAUAGACCCGCGGCGAGUCUCCUACAAGACGCUUACGUCGACGCAGUUCAACAAAAGAUCAGAACUUUGGAAAGUCGUAUAGCACAAUCCGAAUUACUUCUACCCCAAUUGGAAUGGCGCAGACAAGCCUACAUGGAAGAUACCGUGAAUGGUUUACUUUAUAAAGUUGGAUUUUUGAACAGGAGAUUCGACGAAUUGUUACCCCAAUGUAGACCUAAACACACGGAAACAAUGGCUUAAAUCAAGAAAUAUUUCAUGUAAUCUUCAAUGAUUUUAAUAAAGUCGGUUUUUUUUAUAUAAA
Messenger RNA from Diorhabda sublineata, 851 nucleotides. RefSeq lists its product as uncharacterized. The record is from RefSeq and is a predicted model, not a curated record. NCBI's taxonomy places the organism in Eukaryota, Metazoa, Arthropoda, Insecta, Coleoptera, Chrysomelidae. The transcript has 4 exons. Bases 278 to 790 code for a protein of 170 amino acids.